CUGUAAAUAGCCAUCCUCAUAUUUAAUCUCUGCAUGCAGCGAGGCCCUCCGCCAUCCAGGCCUGCAUUAGCACACGGAUGCGACACAUUAAUUUGCUCUGGGUAGUUCCCGCGAUCUGCGAAGGUUAUUCCCGGAGAACACGGAGCUGCAGCGGGCUGAGCAGCAGCCACACGGAUGGGUAACGUGCCCACCACAGUGAAGCACUGCCUGAGCUAUGAGCAACUCAUCGAGGACUACCCGUGGCUGAGACGCUGGCUGCAGGAGGACAAGACAAUUACAGGACAUGCCUAUCCAGAGUUUGUUAAAAUUGUUGAAGUUGGGCCAAGAGAUGGACUUCAAAAUGAAAAGGAGAUUGUUCCAACUGGGGUGAAAAUCCAGCUGAUAGAUAUGCUCUCAGGAACAGGCCUGUCUGUGAUCGAGGCCACCAGCUUUGUCUCUUCAAAGUGGGUACCGCAGAUGGCAGACCACACUGAUGUACUCAGAGGAAUCCAGAAAGCAUCUAAUGUUCAGUAUCCUGUUUUGACACCUAACUUGCAAGGCUUUCAGGAUGCUGUUGCAGCUGGUGCUACUGAAGUGGCUGUGUUUGGGUCGGCAUCUGAAACCUUCAGUAAAAAAAAUAUUAACUGUUCUGUUGAUGAAAGUAUGCUGAGGUUUGAGGAAGUCAUCAACGCUGCCAAAAAGCGACAAAUUCCAGUUCGAGGGUAUGUUUCUUGUGCCCUUGGGUGUCCCCAUGAGGGACACAUUGAACCUUCCAAAGUGGCAGAGGUGGCAAAGAGAUUAUAUGAAAUGGGCUGUUAUGAGAUUUCCUUGGGAGACACCAUUGGUAUUGGUACUCCAGGUUCUAUGCUUAAGAUGCUGCAGAGGGUGAUGAAGGAUGUGCCCAUCAAUGCGCUUGCAGUUCACUGCCAUGACACCUAUGGGCAAGCACUGCCCAACAUCCUUACUGCACUCCAGAUGGGGGUCUCUGUGGUGGAUUCUGCAGUAGCUGGCCUGGGAGGAUGCCCUUACGCUCGGGGUUCAUCUGGCAACGUUUCCACAGAGGAUGUUCUCUACAUGCUUCAUGGCAUGGGCAUUGAAACAGGUGUGAACAUUGCCAAAGUCAUAGAGGCUGGUUCCUUCAUCUGCAGUGCUUUAUCUCGCAAGACAAACUCCAAGGUUGCCCAAGCAAGAAGCACAGCCUGCUGUGAUGAGUCUCUGUAAUGGAACGUCUUUAAAUAUUUUAGUCUGUUCCCUUAAAAGUGCUUCCCCAUUGUUGUUGCCUUCAGAUUUGUUGCCUAUCUGUCUGUAUUUGAACUACAUUGUUCCAUGUAUCUCUUGUAUGUCAUCUAAAUAAUAUUGAAAACUAUCUCAUUUUUAUUUUUUUACUUUAUUGUUCAUUUCCAGUCUAUAUUUGCCAUCUGAGUACCUUUAUAAUCUGCUGAACACGUGCAUCUUUCUUGGCUUAGUUUUCGCUCUGCACAGUUUGAUAUAACAAAAGCAAGCGUCGACCACACUGAAUGGAAAGUGACAGGAAGCUGGUAAUUAUCAAGAGGAGUAUUCAUUUGUGAUCGAGGUUUGUGUUGACGGCUCGAUAAUUUAUGAUCUGGGUCACUUUUAUUAGUUUGCAUUGAUCAGUGGCCUUAUAAAAUUAUGUAACAGCGUAUUAUAAUCCUACGUGUAUGAGUGCCUCCAUAUGCACCUUGCUUCUCUGAAGACCUUUUGUGAUUUCCUGUGAACUUGUAUAAAUAAUUCAAAAUAAGACAACUCUCAGAUUACCACAAAGAUAGCAUUUUAAAGGAGGCACAGAUGAGUUUUUGCCAUCAGGUUUGCCAAAGAUCCCUUAAAAAGUUCCCCUUUAUAGUCUUUUUUUUGUAUUUCAGAAUUUUACCAUGACAUAAACUACCGUCUGAGACAAUUGUCUCUGUAAAGUCAAAUGUCCUUUCAAUUUUUGUCAUCUUUACA
Molecule: messenger RNA, 1941 nt
Organism: Oreochromis aureus
Lineage: Eukaryota; Metazoa; Chordata; Actinopteri; Cichliformes; Cichlidae
Gene: hmgcll1
Product: 3-hydroxymethyl-3-methylglutaryl-CoA lyase-like 1
Exons: 9
Coding region: 175-1200 (341 amino acids)
Biological process (GO): ketone body biosynthetic process; L-leucine catabolic process
Molecular function (GO): hydroxymethylglutaryl-CoA lyase activity
Source: RefSeq, a predicted model, not a curated record